AGUUCCUGGAAAAAGAUAGGGAAACUGCACAGCUCCAUCCCUCCUGCUGGUUGAGAGCCCAGCAGGUAUCCCAGUCUGACAGCAUGAAAUUACACGGAUGGUAUUCCAUGUGUCUUCCCAUUUCCUUGACAAUAAUGUGCCUGGCGAGCAGUCCAUCACAAUCCGCUCUCGGGACGGGAGGGAGAGAAGGGGAACACAUUCGAAUCAAAGCGAUCAAGAAGGCAGUCAUGGAGCAACUGCGGAUGAGGAGGCAGCCCGAGCCAGCAAUAAAGGAGGAGAAAAUGUACCAACUUUACCUGCAACGUGUGAGGAGCUCAGACCUGACCAACAGGGAACCUCGCCUGAGGAUGGACACUGUCAGCAUGUUUGUGCACAAGGGAACAAUUUUGGAAAACAGCGGUGGGACAGUAAAUUAUUUCACCAGUGACAAACAACGGGUGCACUUUAACCUCACUACCACCAAGAACAAACUUGUCUUUGGCAAAAUAAAGAUUUCACGAGGUGAACUUAAAAUCUACAGGCGCGACGAGCAGAAUCCAAACUUACUGGAGAAAAGGAAGUAUGGAACACUGCAGCUUGUCAAAGUCUACCAAUUGCUCAAGCCUGCAAUUGAAAGGAAAGAAUUUCAGCGCCAUCUUCUUGGUUCUAGACUCAUUAAGACAAAUUCUGAAAAGGCCGAAAUGGUUGACAUUCGAAAAACUGUUCAGCAUUGGAUAAACUACCCACAGGAAAAUUUUGGUCUUGAAAUUGUACAGUUUCCUCGGCUUCCCAGCAGUAAACGUGACCUAAACGACAAAGCAACUAUUGAAGCAGAGUUGGAAAUAGAAACACAGAAGGUUUUCAAAGAAGUUCGCCAACGCCGUGAAAGUGACACUGAAGACUGUCAGAGAAAUCAGGUCCAGUGUUGUAGACGGGCACUAAAUGUGUCAUUUGAAGCGAUCGGAUGGUCAGACUGGGUCAAGGCCCCCCUAAAUUAUAAUGCCUUUUACUGCGAUGGUACUUGUCCACCUAAGUACAAACUUGCCACAAUGCAUACACUGAUCCAAUCAAAUAUGAAUCGCGUUUCCCAUGGAGCUGUUCGUACUCCCUGCUGUGUCCCCGCCUCCUAUGAACCACUAACUCUUCUCCAUUUUAACAGUGAUCGGAAAUUAACAGCUACAGCAUUUGAUGACAUGAUUGUGUCUAAAUGUCAUUGUUCCUAA
Molecule: messenger RNA, 1202 nt
Organism: Callorhinchus milii (elephant shark)
Lineage: Eukaryota; Metazoa; Chordata; Chondrichthyes; Chimaeriformes; Callorhinchidae
Product: bone morphogenetic protein 2-like
Exons: 2
Coding region: 84-1202 (372 amino acids)
Biological process (GO): SMAD protein signal transduction
Cellular component (GO): extracellular region
Molecular function (GO): cytokine activity; growth factor activity
Source: RefSeq, a predicted model, not a curated record